Rubroshorea leprosula is the source of this 373-nucleotide messenger RNA. The record is from the annotation of a GenBank genome assembly. Lineage: Eukaryota; Viridiplantae; Streptophyta; Magnoliopsida; Malvales; Dipterocarpaceae.
AUCCUUUGGUUUAAAUAAUUUCUCUGGAACUCUACCACCAGAACUUGGUAGUCUCAUCAAACUUGAACAAUUUUACAUUAACAGCUGUGGAGUUGGUGGUGAAAUUCCCUCAACAUUUGCUAAACUUCUAAACAUGCAAGCCAUGUGGGCAUCAGACAGUCCUUUCACAGGCAAGAUACCUGAUUUCAUUGGCAACUGGACAAAUCUUACAUCAUUGAGAUUUGAAGGGAACUCAUUUGAAGGUCCUAUACCAUCAAGUUUUUCUAAAUUAACCUCUCUAAAUUCUCUGCGGAUCAAUGGUUUAUCCAAUGUGAGCUCUUCUCUUGAUUUCAUUGGAAAAUUAAAGAAUUUAACUGAUUUAAUUUUAAGAAAU